CAAAUUUCCACCGUAUAUAUUUCUAAAUUCACAAAGCUAUCGAAAGGACAUACGAAAAAUGAAGGAGCAGGUGCUAGCACAGGCGCCGAAGCAAAUUCAUUGCAUUCAGUUUGGAGUUCCGAGCCCACACGAUAUUCGUCAGGCGGCGGAGGUGGUGAUUAACCAGCGCGAUCUCUACACGGCCGAGACUCGCAAGCCUGUCCCCAAUGGCGUACUGGAUCCGCGGCUGGGUACGUGCGGACAAAACAUGUCGGACUGUGUCGGCCAUUGGGGAUUCAUCGAUCUGUGCAUGACGCAGACGAUUCUGCAGGAUAUUUGCAAGACGUGCGCACGCGUGAUGCUUGAGGAGUCGGAUCGGCGCAUGUUCUUGCGCAGGCUGAGGGCCCCUGGAAUCGAUGGGCUGCAAAUGCGCCUGAUCGUAAAGGCAGUCAAUGACCGCUGCAAGAAGGUCACAUAUUGCCCACACUGUCUGGCAACCAAUGGCGUGGUGAAGAAGGGUGGUCCGCUGAAGAUUGUGCAUGACAAGUACCGCCAGAAGCGCACGGCCGACGAGCAGGAGGACUACAGAAAGACGCUCGCGAAUGCGGUAGAUGCCGAUCCGCAGCUGAAGCCGUUUGUGGAGAAAGCGCAGACCGAGGAGAUGACUCCGCUGCGUGUGUACCAGCUGUUCAAGAACAUUUCGGACGAGGACUGCGAGCUGAUGGGAAUGAACCCGGACAGCGGCCGUCCGGAGUUGUUCUUGUGGACCAGCGUGCCAGUUCCGCCAGUUUGCAUUCGUCCGUCUGUCGCUCAGGACGGUGCCAGCAACGAAGACGAUCUGACUGUCAAGUUGUCAGAGAUCAUCUUUACCAACGCGCUCAUUGAGACUGGCAUGAAGCAGGGCGCUGGCACGAUCAACAUCAUGGAGCAAUGGGACUACCUUGGCCUGGCCAUCGCCAUGUACAUUAACAGCGAUGUGCCCGGUGUGCCCAUUUCGGUGGUGGGCAAACCAAUCCGUGGCUUCACCCAGCGUUUGAAGGGUAAGCAAGGUCGUUUCCGUGGUAACUUGUCGGGAAAGCGAGUCGAUUUCAGUGGUCGCACUGUCAUUUCGCCUGAUCCCAACAUGCGCAUCGACGAGGUUGCCGUGCCGCAGCGUGUGGCGAAGAUCCUGACCUACCCGGAGCGCGUGACGCCGCACAACCUGAAGCGGCUCCAGAAAAACGUGCGCAACGGUCCCGAUGUGCACCCUGGUGCCAACUUUGUCGUCUUUGGCUCCAGCGGCCAGAAGCGUAUGCUUAUUAGGUCGAUCCGCGAGCAGACUGCCGACAAUCUGCGUGUCGGCGACAUCGUUGAGCGCCAUCUGGUCAACGGCGAUGUUGUGCUAUUCAACCGCCAGCCGUCUCUGCAUCGUCUGUCGAUCAUGGCUCACUCGGCGCGCGUGAUGCCCUGGCGCACGUUCCGCUUCAACGAGUGUGUGUGCACUCCCUAUAACGCCGAUUUUGACGGAGAUGAAAUGAACCUGCAUCUGCCGCAGACUGAAGAGGCACGUGUCGAGGCACGCGAACUGAUGGGCGUUCGCAACAACCUGGUGACGCCGCGCAAUGGUGAGCCCAUCAUUGGAGCCACUCAGGAUUUCAUUACCACCGCGUUCCUGAUCACGCAGAAGGACCGCUUCUACGAUCGGUCUCAGUUCACACAGAUCGUCUCUUAUUGCUUUGAUGCCAACGUGUUCAUCGACAUUCCGCCACCGUGCAUCAUCAAGCCGCGUCGGCUCUGGUCGGGCAAGCAGGUCAUCAACGUCCUGAUGCGGCCCAACUACGCAACCAAGAUGUUCAUCAACUUGGAGACCAAGACCAAGAUGUUCAAGCGCUCUGCCAUCCCUGAUCUCUGCCCCAAUGACGGCUACAUGAUCAUUCGUAACAGUCGAGCUUCUAGCGUUGUUGGUGACGGUAAGAAGAAGUCGAUCUUCUUUGAGGAAGCUGCAGCGAUCAUGAACCGCCUGGCCAAGCUGUCUGCGCGCUGGAGUUGCAACCAGGGCUUCUCGAUCGGGUUGUCAGAUGUAACUCCGGGCAAGAUAUUGAGAGACCGCAAGGACAAGUUGAUCGCCGACGCGUACAGCACGUGUGACGGGUUCAUUGAUGAGAGCCGGCGCGGUGUUCUUGAGACCCUGCCAGGGUGCGAUCAGGCGAAGACGCUCGAGGCCAUCAUCUCUGGAGAAUUGAGUGGAGUUCGUGAUAAUGCCGGUAAGAUCUGUAUGGAGGAGCUUGGCCGCUUCAAUGCUCCGCUGAUCAUGGCCCAGUGCGGGUCCAAGGGAAGCCCUGUCAACGUGUGCCAGAUGGUUGCCUGUGUCGGCCAGCAGAUUGUCAGCGGCACGCGUAUUGCCGACGGAUUCACUGACCGUACUCUGCCGCACUUUUUGAAGCGCUCGCGCACGCCCGAGGCGAAGGGAUUCGUCGCCAGCAGCUUCUACACCGGCCUGUACCCGACUGAGUUCUUCUUCCAUGCGGGAUCCGGCCGUGAGGGUCUUGUCGACGCAGCUGUUAAGACCGCUGAGACAGGCUACAUGCAGCGCCGUCUUGUCAAGGCGUUUGAGGACCUGCGCGUACAGUAUGAUUCAUCUGUGCGCAACUCGUCGGGCACAGUGGUGCAGUUUGAGUACGGUGGCGAUUCGCUUGAUCCCUACCGCCUCGAGGGUGAUGGUGUUCCUGUUCUCUUUGACCACAACUGGACGUUCAUCAGAAACACCACCGAGGUAUCGCCAGAUGAAGAGCACCUGGCACCAUUCCAGAUCAAGCAUAUCGUCGACAAGGUCAUCCUGGAGCCGCGGUUUGUUGACUGGACCAAUUCGUACUGGCGAGACGAGAUAAAGGAGUAUGUUCACCAGUCGCUGGCGGGACGUCUUGGCGAGCUGCGUGCGGCAUACAAGCUUAAGCCAUACCACGACAUCCCCGCUGAGCUGACCGGCGAGUCCGCUAAGCCCAAGGGCCGUGGGAAGAAGGCAGCGAAGGCAGCUGAUUCCGUGGAGGCGAGCUUGGAAGACAUACUUUCGUGGUCACUGGGUAAGGCUGAUGCCAAUGCACCGUCUGCGGCGCGCAGGAUCGUCGACAACAAACUCGUUGUCACCCGCACAUGCCUGGAAAAGUUCCUUGACCUGUGUAUUACCAAGUACCAGAGAUCGCGUGCCGAUCCUGGCAGUGCGGUUGGAGCCGUUGGAGCGCAGAGUAUUGGAGAACCGACCACGCAGAUGACGCUAAAGGCGUUCCAUUUCGCCGGUAUUGCCAGCAUGAACGUGUCGAUGGGUGUGCCGCGCAUCAAGGAGAUUAUCAACGCAGCCAAGAAUAUCUCGACGCCUAUUGUCGAAUGCAAGCUGAUCAACGAAGAGAGCGAGUCGUCGGCGCGUAUCGUCAAGGGUCGUAUUGAGCGCACAUUGCUAGGAGAUAUCACUCAGAGUAUCGAGGAGGUGUAUACGGCGACCAGCUGCUAUCUUGGCGUCACAAUCGAUAUGGAUGUCAUCAAGAAGCUGCAGUUGGAGAUCGACCUGGCCGACAUCUGCAAUGCAAUCGCAAGCGCGCCCAAGCUCAAGAUUGGAAACAAUGUCAUGAGACGUGCCCUGCCCAACAUCAUUGUGCAUGGUGUGCCCAGCGUGCAUCGGGCAGUCAUUAUGAAGAAGGAAAAGGGCACCGGCGUAAAACUGUCUGCGGAAGGAUACGGCCUGCUCGAGUCGAUGAACACCGAUGGUGUCGAUGGACGAUAUACGCACAGCAACCACAUCAUGGACAACCUCAAGAUCCUGGGUAUUGAGGCGGCGCGCACCCAGAUGAUCAAGGAGCUGGCGGCUAUUUUCACCACAUACUCGAUCGGCGAGAUUCUCGGCAUUACCCGGUACGGUAUCGCCAAGAUGAAUGACUCGGUCAUGAUGCUGGCGUCGUUUGAAAAGACAACCGACCACCUGUUCGACGCCGCUGUCUUUGGCAAGCGCGACAUGGUGCACGGUGUGUCUGAGCGUAUCAUCAUGGGCCAGCAAAUGCCGAUUGGCACUGGCAUCCGACCAAGCGCCCGCUGCUGUUUGACGACCCAAGCCCAAGGCACCGCAUCGUCGAUACCAGUAGCUAUUGCUGCGUAA
Molecule: messenger RNA, 4102 nt
Organism: Linderina pennispora
Lineage: Eukaryota; Fungi; Kickxellomycota; Kickxellomycetes; Kickxellales; Kickxellaceae
Product: DNA-directed RNA polymerase III largest subunit
Exons: 9
Coding region: 59-4102 (1347 amino acids)
Biological process (GO): DNA-templated transcription
Molecular function (GO): DNA binding; DNA-directed RNA polymerase activity
Source: RefSeq, a predicted model, not a curated record